Pygocentrus nattereri (red-bellied piranha) is the source of this 4377-nucleotide messenger RNA. Its product is annotated as CD48 antigen-like. The transcript is spliced from 7 exons. Bases 44 to 1033 code for a protein of 329 amino acids. NCBI's taxonomy places the organism in Eukaryota, Metazoa, Chordata, Actinopteri, Characiformes, Serrasalmidae. The record is from RefSeq and is a predicted model, not a curated record.
ACUUCCUUAGUUCCUUAGAAACUUCCUCACACUUCCUCACACAAUGGCGAUGAUGGUGCUGCUGUUUUUUGUUCUCUUCAGUUUGGUCUCGAUCACAGUGUCCAGUGAUUUGUUCAAAUUGAUCGGCAGUUCUGUGGAACUGGAAAUACUGAAUACUAUACCGGAGUUUGAAGAAUUAACCUGGGUUUUUAACGGAUCUACUAAUGUUCUAAAAUAUUAUAAUGAAACUAAAAAAUCUAAACAGUAUUCUGGUUAUGGAGGCAGAGUGGAGUUCAAUGAGGAAACCUACAAUCUGACCCUGAAGAACUUACAGAAGACGGAUAGUGGACCGUAUGAAGCUAAAACAUCUAGUGAUAUGGUCAGAGUUGUUGCUAAGUACAGACUCUCUGUGUUGGAUUCAGUGAAGUCUCCAGUCCUGACUCCUCAACUAAGCAGUGACUCUUGCAACAUCACUCUUACCUGUAGAAGUCAUGACCUCUCUAUCAACUCCAUCUGCUGUAAUAAAACCUGUGAGGAGAAGGAAGUGACAUCACCUGGAGGUGUUGUCCUUUCUCUGUCUGUCAAUGGCAGUGCCAUCAUCUGUAAUCAUAGCAACCCAGUCAGCUGGAAGACAGAUGUUUUGGAGAUGGGAGAACUGAAACAACGCUGUGCUGAAACAAGAAGUACGGAAGCCCAUGGCCUAGGCUUUUAUUUACUAGCUGGCAUCGUGUUUAUCAUUCUUAUUGCCUUCAUCGCCAUAUUUUUCUACUGGAGGAAAUCAAGAGGUUCCAUGCAGUGCGACACAGUCUACGCAGAAGUUGAGAACUGUACUGCAGCAACACUACCUAUCGGACAGGAGACAAUUUCUACUGUGUACAGUUUUGUAGAGAAGAAACCACAACCUCCAAGUAAUGGACAGUCCAAUCAGACUCCAGUUCCUGAAACUGAGAUCACACAUAACAAGCCUGAAACCAUUUAUGCCACAGUUUCACAACACAGCAAUACUGUGAUUCAAGCUGAAUUGCAUGAAGCCACAUCAGAUGUGAGAAACUGAAGCCACUCUUGAUUCACAGUUGGCUAAGAAGAUUCCCAGUGAUUUCACCACCAUCUUGUGGCUGUCCACAAAAGUACAACAGGCCCUUCUUUAAUUGGGUGGGAAAAACAGACUAAGUUUUAGGUCAUAAAUACAGACCAUUCCUUUUAGCACCCCUUAAUUUACCUUCAGACUUAAACAUCAGCUAAAAAAGAAAAGUGGUGUCAAUAACCAGUGUUGGGGAACACAUGGCCAAAUUGGGUUACAAAACAGAUGAAGAAAGAUAUAGAUAAUUGAAAUUUACUGGACAUCAUUAUAUGUAUUUUUGUGCAAAAUAAAAGGAUUAAUUAAUCCAGUCCUCCCUUAACAAUUUUUAUACAACAUUUCUGUUUACAAUAUGUCUUCAGGUAUCCGUGUUUAAGACAGUGACCUUUUCAUUUAAACAGUGCUCUAGUCUUGUGGGGGCCAAAUUACAAAGGUUAAGUUUAUGCAAAGUUUAAAUUACAGGUAAACUUCUCAGCAUUCUGGAUCCAGGGCUCUGUCCAUAGCACAGUAUUUAUUGCUUACACUGCUAACUUUAGGAUUUAUCCCUGGUUACUAUGGCAAGCAAGUUAAACAUCAGUCAUUAGACCCCAGAUCAGUUAUUUCUUGUUCUCAAAUUCUGUUGCAUGUUAACAUGUUAACAGAAUAUCUCUAUGCUCGAUAAUUAAUUACUCAUCAGCGUGAAUUCAACUACACAGAUUGUCAAUAUCUUGCCCAACCUUCAUUCUGUGGUUCAUCUGACACAAUAACAUGACCUGGCCACAUCCAAUACAAAGAAUCUGUGGGAUUUAAUCAGACAGAUGACAAACAUGGAUGCAAAAAGGAAACCCCUGUCUGCCCUUGAUGAAACAACUAGGGCGAAUGAACUAAAUAACUUCUACAUGUGGUUUAACACAGAAAAUGCUAAGGAAUGUACUGCAGUACUGGAGAAUAUAACCUGUGAUUUAAAUAUGGACAGAGUUACAAUUGAUCUACAAACGGUCACUAAAAUUUUUAAAACUAUACAGACCAACAAAGCCACAGGCCCAGAUUGUAUGACUGCAUUUGUGUUGAAAACCUUUGCUGAAGAGCUCUCACCUGUCUAUCACAGAUUAUUCCAGCUUUCUAUAGAUAUCCACACUGUGCCAAUACUCUGGAAAAAAUCUGUAAUUAUUCCGGUUCCUAAAACAAUCAGCCCUCAGGAGAAUAACGAUUAUAGACCGGUGACACUUACUUCAAAUGUUUUUAAAUCAUUUGAAAGAUUGAUACUUGAAAAGCUUCGAAUACAGGUAGAACCGCUAAUUGAUAAAUUCCAGUUUGCUUAUACAAAAAAACGAAGCACAAGUGAUGCCAUAGCAACAUUAAUGCAUUUUAUUCUUAAGCAUAUUGAGUGUCCAACUGCAUAUGUUCGACUACUGUUUAUUGAUUUUAGUUCAGCCUUUAAUUUAAUACAGCCACAUUUGCUUCUCAGUAAGUUAGUCCAUGCGAAUGUAAAUCCAUUCUUAAUUAAGUGGUAUUACUCUUUUCUGUCAAAUAGGCCACAACAAGUUAAAUUUAACUCUGAUUUGUCUGAUAUAACAGUCUGUAGUACGGGUGCCCCCCAGGGGAGUGUUAGUUCACCUUUCCUUUUUACUUUCUAUACUAAUGAUUGUGUUAGUAUGGACACAAACCAGCACUUGAUAAAAUUUUCUGAUGAUACAGUUUUACUUAGUCUGUUAACAAAAACCUCUAACCCAAACACUUAUCGUAUAGCUGUAGAAAAUCUUGUGGCCUGGUGCGAGGUACAUAAACUCAAGAUUAACACAAAUAAGACUGUGGAAAUGCUGGUGGACCCUCGAACAGUUGGAAACUCUGACCCUGUGUCCAUUCAUAGUCUAGUUAAGAUAGCAGGGAAAAUAAUGGGCAUUCCUGCCCCUCUUGGUCCUCAGGAGCUGUGGCAGCAGUCUAUAAUUAGGCAGGUUAGGAAUAUUGUAUCUGAUAGUACACAUGCGCUCUAUCAGGAGUACCAGCUCAUGAAUUCAGGCAGGAGAUAUAGGGUUCCCUUGUGCAGGCAAAAUAGGUUUAAACAUUCUUUUGUACCAAUGUCAAUUAAAAUCCUAAACAAUAAUGACAUCUGACUGUUUUACGGUCGUAUAGGGGUUGUGGGGUUGUGUAGAAGUAUAAAAUGUAAUGUACUUUAAAUCCGUAAUGAGCUGUGGGGUUGUGUAGAAGUAUAAAAUGUAAUGCACUGUAAAUCUUUAAUGUAUUGUAAUGACAUGGGUUUUGGUCACAUGAAAUUUUGUAUGUCUGUUUGUUCUUUUGUUGUAGUGCAGUAUGCCCUCAUUCCAAGAAAAAUUUCUCCUUUGGGAGACAAAUAAAGAAACUAACUAACUAACUAACAUAAACAUAUUUUGUUAUUGCUGGCUUGCCAUUAUUUUGCAAUUUUUUUGGCCCUGGAUGAAUAUGUUGUUGUUUUUUUUUGUUUAAGGCAUGAUUAAGAUUUUUUCUCCUCAUUUCUUAAACAACAUAAUGGUACAGCGAUAAUCCAGAAGUUGUUAGGGGACCCCUAUUGCCUGAGUGUCCCUAAGCAGCUGCUUAUGUCACUUAUUAGGUAGAGCUGGCACUGGGCCAAGAGAAUUUAUUUUUGUUUGAGCUUAUUAUAUGGAGGCAAAAACGUCAAAAGCACUAUGAAAUCAAAAGUGAUUUUUUUUGUUUGGUUCUUUUUACAUAUAAGUUCAGGGCUUGUUAUCACAAAUUAUGAACUGGCAGUAUUAGCGUGUAGGAGUGUUGGCAGGGGGCUUAAAGGAGGAGUAAAUGUCUUUUGUGUCUUAUCAAGCAACAUAUAGCUCCUCUGCUUAAUUCCUUCCAAUGUGAGCAGUUAUCAUUUGGUGACUUCGCAUCCUUUGAGUGUUAUUUUGCCGUUGUGAAAAGGGCACCAAGAGCAUUACUAGUAAUUGUCUGCAGGCCUCCAAAGUACAAUGUUAUGUUUGUGAAUUUACAGACAAUGUACAUUUCAUUUCCAAUAAUUUUAAUAUUUUUUCAUCAAAUUACUGGUGAUUUUAACAUAGGCAAUCACAAGGACAAUCAUGCUAAAGAACUCAAUAUUGUGCCAUAUUGCAACCUUUUUGACACACUCAGCAUAUGACCAGGAGCACACAUGGUCAUGGUCACUCUUUGGGUGUGAUUAUCUUAGUCUCAGCAUAUCAGCCACUGUUAAGGAUCUUUGUGCUGGAUGUAUUGUUGUUUGAACUGUUUGGUGUGUUUCUCGUUAUGCCUGUCCCCUGAUCAAUCCAUGUUGGAUCUAUGACCCUGGACCGUCUUGACUAUGACUAUGGAUUUGCCCAUAAUAAAUCUCGCUUAUCUCA